Hansenula ciferrii is the source of this 2274-nucleotide messenger RNA. RefSeq names its product Rco1p (gene RCO1). Gene Ontology annotation, biological process: regulation of transcription by RNA polymerase II. Bases 1 to 2274 code for a protein of 757 amino acids. Lineage: Eukaryota; Fungi; Ascomycota; Saccharomycetes; Phaffomycetales; Wickerhamomycetaceae. Gene Ontology annotation, cellular component: Rpd3S complex. The record is from RefSeq and is a predicted model, not a curated record. The transcript has a single exon.
AUGUCCUCAUCUUCCCAACCAUCCGUCAAGUCAGACUUGGGAUUGGAUGAGUCGACUUUGCCUAAUCAAUCAUCUUCACAAUCUUCAAAUAUAAGGUCUAAAUCAUCUUCAAGAAAAAAUUCAAAUAGAAGUUCACCUGUACCACAGGCUGUACCACAGGAGAAAGAGACUAAUGGGAAGAGAAGACGGUCUACUAGAUUGACUGAACAAGAAGAGAAGGAGAAAAGUAAAACCUCAACUCCUAUUAAACAAAAUCAUGAUGAAGAUGAACCUGUAUUAAGUUUGAAGAAAAGAAAAUUUCCCAUUUUGGUUAAACCAAUGGAUCCACCAAAUAAUCGAAAGAAUGGUGUUUCAAAUGGAAUUGUCAAGAAACAAACUAAAUUGAAAAUCAUAAAUGGGAAAUUACAUUUUGAAGAACCUCCAUUAGCAGAUCCAAUGAUUUCAGUUACUGGAUUACCUCUUGAAUCACCACCAAAUGCUAAAAUUAAAAAAGAACGUCUUUGGCCAAGGAAAAAAUUUAAAAAGUCAAAGAACUCCGUUGAACCUGAGGAUCAAAUUGAAGAUGAUUCUAAAAAUGUUUCACCUGAAAUAAGUUUACCACCUGAAGAUAUUGAUAAUAUGUAUCGUCAAAAUUUAAAAACUAAUGAAUAUCAAAAAAAAUUGAAUCAAAGUCAAAUACGUUCGAACAUUAUAAAUCAUAAAGAUUCAAUUAGUACGAAAUCCAAAAAUUCAAAUUCCAAAAUUAUAAUUCCAAUACCCAAACCUAAAUCUGAUGAUUUUAAGAAAACCACCCCAAAAAGCAAUAAAAGUCAACACCAACAACAACAAACACAAGAUGCUUUAACAUCAACACCUAAAAAAUCCAAACCUAUAACAAAUGAUUCCAAACGUAAAGUUAAAAAUGCCUCCCCUAAAAAACUUAGAGAUAAUGUUUAUGGAUUUGAUGAUCCAUUAAAAUUAGUUGGUCAACAAAGAGAAAAUGCUCAUGAUUUUAGUGAUAACACCAAGGAUAAUGAUGAUUUUUGUUCAUCAUGUGGUGAACCUGGUAUUUUCUUAUGUUGUGAAAAUUGUCCCAAAUCAUUCCAUUUUGCUUGUUGUGAUCCUCCAUUAGAUUCUGAUUCAUUACCUGAUGAUGCUUGGUUUUGUAAUGAAUGUAAAUGUCUUACAGCUCCACCAAUUCCAAAUCCACCUGGUUUGUUCCAUCAAUUACUGAAUAAAGUUGAUAAAAGAAAUCCAGUACAGUUCCAAUUACCCAAGAGGCUCAGAGAAAGGUAUGCAAAUGUCAAGACUGGAAAAUAUGGGGAAUAUGAAGAUGAUGACGAUAAACCAAUUAAACAUGGUCCUAAAUCCAUAGGUUGUGACCUAAUAGACUCUGAUAAUAAUCAUUUUGAUAAAGAAGGUAAUAUACUGUAUUGUAUCAAAUGUGGUACUAGUGGUAUUAGUUCUGAUAAAACAAUGGGAAUCCCAAAUAAAGCAAUGACUAUAUGUGAUUAUUGUUCAACUCCAUGGCAUCUGGAUUGUAUUAAUCCUCCAUUAAGUGCAACAAAACAAUUAGGUAAGAAAUGGAAAUGUCCAAAUCAUAUUGAUGAUUUAUUACCUUUUAAACAAAGAAGAUUGAAAAAUCCAAAAAUUAUUGAUGUUGAUCAAAUUCAUAAUUUUAAAAAUGAUGGUGAUAUAGAAAUUAAAUUGACUGAGGAAGUAGAGGAUUCAGAGGAAGAAGAUGAUAGUGAAAUUUCAAUUCAUGAAAUUCCAACACCUUCAUAUAUGAUGAAUAGAAAUACUGAAGAUGGUGUAGCUGCCGAAAUACCAAAUUCAACAUUAAAACUAUGGGAUGAUAAAACUACAAUUUUUAGAAUUUCAGAAGAAGGUAUAAAAGCAGAUUUCCUAGAGAAGGUUAAGAAGGAUAAAGAACAAGAGAAAUUGUCCAUACAAAAAGAACUAAUAAGAUUAAAACAAGAAGACCAUAAACUUUUGAAGAAGUUGAUUGGAAAUGAAACGAAUCAUUCCCUUGAAGAAAAAAAAGUCAUAAAAUCAUUUAUUGAUUUACCUGAAAUUGGUAUACAUGAUUUAGCUAAUGUUGCAAAAGAAGAAUUAGAUAAAUUAAAUCAACCAAAACCACCAAAACCAAGUAAACCCCAAAGAAUUACACGGAAUGGCGAAAAGAAGAAGAAUUCAAAUGAACUAAGUAAAAAUGAAAUGGAUGAUCUUUUAAUGAUUAAAAAACUUAUUGCUUUAAAGGGAACAAAUCAAUUAAUGGAGUUUUUGAAAAGUUGA